GUGGAGUUUCCCGGAUGUGGAAUUAGUUCCAAUUAAUCAGUGAGAUGGUGGCGGUCGCGCAACAGCGAACUUGACUAAUGGCAGUAAAGUGACCAAUCAUGGCGCUAAUGAUUCCACCAGUGAAGCUGAAAUGGUUAGAGCAUCUCAAUAGUUCUUGGAUCACGGAGGACAGUGAAUCCAUUGCCACGAGAGAAGGUGUUUCUAUUUUAUACAGUAAGCUAGUUAGCAGUAAGGAGGUAAUACCAUUACCACAGCAAGUACUCUGCCUAAAGGGACCUCAGUUACCAGACUUUGAACGUGAGGCCCUCUCCAACGAUGAACAAGAACACUACCUGGAUGCUCUCCUCAGUAGCCAGCUGGCUCUGGCGAAAAUGGUUUGCUCCGAUUCUCCAUUUGCAGCAUCCCUUAGGAAGCGCUUGUUAGUGUUACAGCGAGUUUUUUAUGCUCUUUCCAACAAAUACCAUGAUAAAGGUAAAGUCAAACAGCAGCAACAUUCACCUGAAAGUAGUUCUGGAGCAACGGACAUCCAUUCUGUAAGUGAACGACCAAGAUCCAGUACAGAUGCUCUGAUAGAGAUGGGAGUUCGGACUGGAUUAAGUUUAUUGUUUGCACUAUUACGACAGAGUUGGCUGGUGCCUUCAACAGUGCCAGGAUUGAACCUCUGUAAUGAUGUUAUUCAUACGGCAAUAGGUGUGAUAAGCUCAUUGCCACCAUUAUCUUUAGCAAAUGAAAGUAAAAUUCCAGCAAUGGGACUGGACUGCUUGUCGCAAGUGACAACUUUCUUAAAAGGAGUCACAAUGCCAAACUCAGGAGCAGAUAUUCUGGGACGAAGAUUAGCCUCAGAGUUGCUACUUGGACUUGCAGCCCAGCGUGGUUCUCUGCGGUAUCUUCUGGAAUGGAUAGAAAUGGCUUUGGCUGCAUCGGCUGUAGUUAGCACUAUGGAGAAAACGAAACUGCCUAUGAAUCGUGAAGGAAUGAUCAGUCAUGAUUGCUUCAUGAACGUUCUUGUACAAAUGAGACGUUCUUUGGGUGCAUCAGCUGAUAGGAGUCAGUGGCGAGAGCCGACUAGGACACCCGAUGGUCAAUGUUCAUUGUAUGAGGCAGCUCUCUGCCUCUUUGAAGAGGUUUGUCGAAUGGCCUCCGACUACUCCAGAACUUGUGCUAGCCCUGACAGCUUGCAGAGUGGCGAUGCCCCUGUGGUGUCAGAAACAUGUGAAGUGUAUGUUUGGGGUAGUAACAGCAGUCAUCAACUCGUCGAAGGAACACAGGAGAAAAUUCUGCAGCCAAAAUUAGCUUCCAGUUUUGCAGAUGCUCAGAUUAUUGAAGCUGGACAGUAUUGCACAUUCGUCAUUGCAUCUGAUGGAUCAGUGAGAGCCUGUGGCAAGGGCAGUUAUGGAAGGCUUGGUCUAGGUGAUUCAAAUAACCAAUCCACCUUGAAAAAGUUAACUUUCGAACCACAUCGAGCUAUCAAAAAAAUCUCCUCGUCGAAAGGUUCUGAUGGGCAUACACUAGCAUUUACCUCGGAAGGAGAAGUCUUUAGUUGGGGUGAUGGUGAUUAUGGAAAACUUGGACAUGGAAACAGUUCCACCCAAAAAUAUCCCAAACUUAUUCAGGGCCCAUUACAAGGAAAAGCCGUUGUAUGUGUCUCUGCUGGCUAUAGACACAGUGCAGCCGUUACGGAAGAUGGCGAAUUGUACAGCUGGGGUGAAGGGGACUUUGGGAGGUUAGGUCAUGGUGAUAGCAAUAGCCGGAACAUCCCAACUUUGGUAAAGGAUAUUAGCAAUGUAGGAGAAGUUUCUUGUGGAAGCUCGCAUACUAUUGCAUUAUCAAAAGAUGGAAGAACAGCAUGGUCCUUUGGAGGAGGUGACAAUGGUAAACUCGGUCAUGGUGACACAAACAGAGUUUAUAAACCCAAAGUUAUUGAAGCCUUACAAGGGAUGUUUAUCCGUAAAGUAUGUGCUGGGAGUCAAUCUUCACUUGCUUUGACGUCAACAGGACAGGUAUACGCUUGGGGCUGUGGUGCCUGUCUUGGCUGUGGAUCAUCAGAAGCUACAGCUUUGAGACCCAAACUUAUUGAAGAACUGGCUACUACUAGAGUAGUUGACCUCUCCAUAGGUGACAGCCACUGUUUGGCUCUUUCACAUGAUAAUGAGGUGUAUGCUUGGGGCAAUAAUUCUAUGGGACAGUGUGGUCAAGGAAAUUCAACUGGUCCAAUCACGAAACCUAAAAAAGUGAUUGCUUUGGAUGGAGUAGCAUGUCAGCAGAUUUCUGCUGGAACUUCCCACAGCUUGGCUUGGACAGCAUUACCCAGAGACAGACAAGUUGUGGCUUGGCACAGACCUUACUGUGUUGAUUUAGAAGAAAGCACUUUUUCUCACCUUCGAUCAUUUCUUGAAUGGUACUGUGAUGGAAUCAACAACGAAGUUCCACCACUCCCUUUCCCUUCAUCCAGGGAGCAUCACAAUUUUCUUAAGCUUUGUCUCAAGCUGCUGUCUAAUCAUCUGGCACUGGCUGUAGCUGGCGGUGUGGCCACCAGUAUCCUUGGGAAACAGGCCAGGCCACUGCGAAAUCUAUUAUUCAGAUUAAUGGACUCAUCUGUACCAGAUGAAAUCCAAGAGGCUGUUAUAGAGACAUUGUCUGUUGGUGCCACAAUGUUACUUCCACCAUUGCGAGAAAGAAUGGAGUUGCUGCAUUCGCUGCUUCCGCAGGGCCCUGAUAGAUGGGAAAGUUUAACUAAAGGACAACGGAUGCAAUUGGAUAUUAUUCUUACAAGCCUACAAGACCACACCCAUGUAGCUUCUUUGCUCGGCUAUAGCUCUCCUCCUGAUGCUGAAGCCGCCUCAUCAGGACCAAAUUACAGCUGCUUCCCUGAUUCCUCAUUCAACUCCCAAUCCAGUCAUCCUGAUACCCAUCUGGCAGAAAUCUUAAUGAAGACCCUACUAAGGAAUUUAGGAUUCUAUACUGAUCAGGCGUUUGGAGAACUGGAAAAGAACAGUGACAAGCAGCUUCUGGGGACAUCAUCUGCGGAAAACAGCCAACCAGCUCAUUUGCAUGAACUACUGUGCUCCCUGCAGAAACAACUCUUGGCAUAUUGUCAUAUCAACAGUGUCAGUGAGAGCUCCAGUAGUGUAGCUUUAUUGCACAAACAUCUACAGCUCUUACUACCUCAUGCAACUGAAAUUUACUCCCGUUCUGCAACACUGCUGAAAGAAAGCUCCUGGAAUGGGAGUGUCAGAGACAAGCUUCAAGGUGUCCUAUAUGGAUCAGCAGCAGGGAGCAUGCUGUGUCAGAUCAUUAACUCUUUACUGCUACUGCCUGUCUCUGUGGCACGACCGUUACUAAGCCAUCUACUGGAUUUAUUGCCAUCGUUGGAUCGCUUAAACCGACUUUUACCAGCUGCGGCCCAUUUAGAGGAACAGGAGUUGCAGUGGCCGCUGCACGGUACUAUUGAAAGUGCUGAGCCUGAUGAUUUGGCAAUACCUCAACCUGCUCAGCCUUGGGUGUGGCUUGUAGAUCUGGAGAGAACUGCUGCACUACUUGUAGGCCGUUGUCUUGGUGGAAUGCUACAGGGUCCACCUAUGUCUUCUGAAGAACAAGAUACAGUUCGUUGGCUAAAAACACCUCUCUUCAGCAAUGGAUUGGAACUGGAUCUCCCCCAGCUAGAUAAAUGCAUGAGCUCUCUGCUGGAAGUUGCACUGUCUGGAAAUGAAGAACAGAAACCUUUUGAAUAUAGCCUUGGUGCUGAGAAUAUUAUGCUUGUUGAUCUGGCUUUGGGCUCGACAAAAGAACCUGUCAACAUUCUGUGGCUCAAAAUGCAAGACUAUGCUGUCAGCAAAGAUUGGGACAGUGCAAUUCUUGGCAAUGAGACCUUAUUGGAUACAGCUUCAAGAUUUGUCCUUGCAGCUCUUUUAAAGCACACUGGUUUACUAAAUCAAGUCUGUGGUGAAAGCAGGUACCAGCCAAGUAAAACACUUGCAGAAAUAUAUCGUUGUGUUUACAAAAUUCGUAACAGACUGCUAGCAUGCAAAAACCUGGAACUUAUCCAGACCCAGUCACUUUCCAGUGAAAGGAGGUUGUCAGAAAAUCAAGACUCAACAGAUGUUGAUCUUCAGGAGCUUGCUUUCACACGUACCAUUGAUGAAGAAGCUGAAAUGGAAGAGCAGGCAUAUAGAGAUCGCGAAGAUGAGCAUCUGGAACAAGAGGAGGAAGAAAGGGAGCAAGAAGUCAUGACUGCUGGGAAAAAUAACAAAGAAAAGCAUGAACUGUAUUGCACUACACAAGAACUAUUGGUGCUUUAUCAUCAGAAAGAAAGAUUAAUCUCUAUUAUCCCAACAAUGCCCUUAGAAAUGCUCAAAUCAUCAUCAACCAUCAAUAUUAUCUUCGUACUGAAGAUUCUUGUUCCCCUGUUUAUGGCUGUAAUUGGUGUCCUUUCAGAAAAUAGGAGUGAAAGUCUGACAGCAGAAAGCCAUCCUGUGAAAUCAAAUUCAACAUACAAACUAACUAAAUCAAGAAGUGAAUCAGACUUGUCUCAGCCUGAAUCUGAUGAGGAAAGUUGUGCAUUUAACUCCAGAAGACACGUAGAUGUGGACUUAGAUUUAGCAUCAGCUCAGAGAAAACGAGGACCUCCUUAUAGCCCAACAGAUUCACUGAGAGCCACUUGGGCACGGCUGAAACACAGCAGAGAUUGGCUCUACGGUUCUUCCCACUUGUACAAUGCUUCUGAUUUUGAUUUGAAUCAGUCUCUUGGAAUCCAUGCAUUCAUCGAAAACAUUGUUAGUUUUGUGAGUGGAGGUGUAGGAACUUCCCCAGGUUUUAAAGAAUCUGAAGAAAACAUGGCUUCCAAUCCUCAGGCCAUCAUCAUUGCCAUGGAACAGCAACAGCUCAGGUCUGAGCUGCGUCUGGCAGCACUUCAUCAAAUCUUGGUGUUGCUUUCUGGAAUGGAGGAAAAGGGCAGCCAGUUGACUGGAAGUAAUUCUCUGACUUCAUGGUUCCACUCCGCUUCUUUACUCACAUCAGUCAGGCUGCAAUUCCUGGCAGGAUGCUUUGGCCUGGACACAGUGGGAAAUGCAGGGAUCAAAGGUGAAAGUGUCCAACUGCAUCACUAUCAGGAUGGUAUUAGAGCUGCCAAGAGAAACAUUCAGAUGGAUAUCCAGAGUGCUGUUCACAAGAUCUACCAACAACUAUCCGCUACCCUAGAGCGGGCUUUGCAAGCAAAUAAGCACCACAUUGGAGCCCAGCAACGCCUCUUGCUGGUCACGGUAUUCGCACUUAGUGUGCGUUACCAGCCGGUGGAUGUCUCUUUGGCAAUCUCUAGCGGUUUGUUGAAUGUACUAUCCCAGUUGUGUGGCACUGACACAAUGCUGGGACAGCCACUGCAAUUGAUACAUAAACCAGGUGUUUCACAGCUCAGCACAGCUUUGAAGGUUGCAAGCACUAGAUUGCUUCAGAUUCUAGCCAUCACCACAGGAACAUAUGCAGACAAGCUGAGCCCUAAGGUGGUUCAGUCUCUUUUAGACCUGCUCUGCAGUCAGCUGAAAAGCUUAAUAUCUCAGGCUGGAGUGCAGCUAACCCCUUUGCAUGGGGACGGAGAAAACAAAUUAGCUGAGAUUGGUGAGACUGAGGAUACCAAAGAUAUGAAAGCUAUUCUACGAAAACAGCAUGCAGCAGAUCUGCAGCUGGGGGAUUUUCUUGUUUUCCUGCGGAGAGUUGUUUCCUCAAAAGCUAUUCAGUCAAAAAUGGCAUCGCCUAAAUGGACCGAAGUGCUGCUUAAUAUUGCUGCACAAAAAUAUUUUUCUGGUGUACCGCUGGUUGGGAAUCUGAGAACGAGGCUGCUUGCUCUUCAUGUUCUGGAAGCAGUAUUACCUGCCUGUGAAUCAAGUGUAGAUGAUGAUCAAAUGACACAGGUUGUGGAACAUCUUUUCUUGCUCAUCUCUGAUUGCAUGUGGGAGGCACCAAUUGCUCAGGCAAAACAUAUGAUUCAAGCAAAGGAGAAAGAGCAAGAAAUUAAAUUGCAGAAGCAGGGUGAAGUCGAGGAAGAAGAUGAAAAUCUUCCUAUCCAGGAAGUAUCAUUUGAUCCUGAGAAAACCCAGUGUUGUGUGGUGGAGAGUGGGCAAGUUCUGACUCAUGGUAGUGGUGGCAAGGGCUAUGGUUUAGCAUCAACUGGAAUUGCUUCUGGAUGUUAUCAGUGGAAGUUCUAUAUAGUAAAAGAAAAUAGAGGUAAUGAAGGUACCUGUGUGGGAGUAUCUCGCUGGCCUGUGCAUGAUUUCAACCAUCGGACUACCUCAGACAUGUGGCUGUACAGGGCUUACAGUGGUAAUCUGUACCACAAUGGGGAGCAGACACUCACCCUCUUCAGCUUUACACAAGGAGACUACAUAACAUGUGUGUUGGAUAUGGAGGCCAGGACCAUCUCAUUUGGGAAAAAUGGAGAGGAGCCUAAACUAGCUUUUGAAGAUGUGGAUGCAACUGAAUUAUAUCCAUGUGUAAUGUUCUAUAGCAGCAAUCCUGGUGAAAAGGUUAAAAUCUGUGAAAUGCAGAUGCGGGGCACACCAAGGGAUCUAUUACCUGGUGAUCCUAUCUGCAGUCCUGUAGCCACUGUCCUGGCAGAGGCCACUAUUCAACUCAUCCGUAUUCUGCAUCGUACAGAUAAAUGGACCCACUGUAUAAACAAAAAUAUGAUGGAUCGUUUGCAGAAAGUCAAAUCUUGCUUAAAAGAAGUCAGCCAGAAAUUAAAAAAGAGUCGCUCUGUGCAAAGCAGAGAUGAACAUGAAAUGAAAGAAGAGAGCAAGGAGGAAGAAAAAGGAAAAUAUAGCAAGCAUGGUUUGGCAGAGCUCUCAGAAAUCCAGCUGCGGACCCUGUGCACUGAGGUGUGGCCUGUGCUUGCAGUAAUUGGUGGUGUCGAUACAGGUCUUCGAGUUGGAGGGAGGUGCGUUCACAAACAGACAGGGAGGCAUGCUACUCUGUUAGGUGUACUCAAAGAAGGGAGCACUUCAGCAAAAGUACAAUGGGACGAUGCUGAAAUAACAAUAAGCUUCCCUACUUCUUGGUCACCCAGUGACACACCGCUGUACAACUUGGAACCCUGUGACCCACUGCCUUUCGAUGUCUCACGAUUCCGUGGGUUGACUGCUUCUCUGCUGCUAGACCUCACCUACUUAACUGGUGUUCAUGAAGAUGGAGCUAAACAGAGUGCAAGAAGGCAUGAGAAAAAGCACAGGCAUGAAUCGGAAGACAAGGCAGAGAUGGAGCAGAAAUUCGAGGCAGAUCUCACUAAAGAAACCAUUGAUCGAGUGAUAACACAGUCAACUGAGGAGACAAAAGGUUUUAUGCAAGGUGGAGCUUCCAAUUCACGAUCAGAAAAUGACAUUUCAACUUGCACUGUGGAUUCUGUGCAUCUUGGUUUAGAUUCUCAACAUCAUCUGCUGGAUGGAAAACGAAAGCCUCAUGAGCAUGUACUGAGAAAUCAUGAUUUAAUUCAAUCAGAAAUUCGAGCAGUUCAGUUAUCCUACUUGUGUCUUGGUGCUAUGAAGACGCUUAGUGUUCUGCUUAGCUGUAGCAAGUAUGCAGAAUUGUUGCUAAUCCCGAAAGUUUUAACUGAGAGUGGCCACAAUUCAGACUGUGCUGGGUCACCAGUUAUUCAGGACGAUGUAGAAAUGAGAGCUGCGCUCCAGUUUCUGAUGCGCCACAUGGUGAAACGGGCUGUCAUGCGCUCACCAAUUAAGAGAGCAUUGGGACUGACUGAUCUCGAGCGUGCACAGGCCAUGAUCUAUAAACUGAUUGUGAAUUCGCUGCUGGACGAUCAAUUUGGUGGCAAAGUUAAACAAGUGACAACACAAAUGGCCAAUUCCACCUACAAUGCCUGUAGUUACAGCCAACUGAUAUCUGUGCCAGUGCUCUGCCCCAACCUCACCUCAGCUGUAUUUCCCAGAAGAAACCAGCCUCCAAAAGAUCGGAUCAAGUGGAAGCAUAUUUGUGAGUCUGAUGAAAGAGAUGAAAUAGUCAUCUGUGAACUCUGUGAUGCAAAUGUUGGUCAGUUUAAUCACCACAUGAAGAGAAACCAUCCAGGCUGUGGGCGUAGUGCCAACCGUCAAGGCUAUCGCAGCAAUGGGUCCUAUGUUGACGGUUGGUUUGGUGGUGAGUGCGGGAGUGGAAAUCCAUACUACCUCUUGUGUAGUGGCUGUAGGGACAAGUAUCUGGCCAUGAAGAUCAAGACAAAGGUCCCAGUUUCAGAAAGAUACAAAGGCCAGGCACCAGAUCUGAUAGGCAAGCAAGAUAGCAUAUACGAAGAAGACUGGGACAUGUUAGAUGUUGAUGAGGACGAGAAGCUGACUGGAGAGGAAGAGUUUGAGUUGUUGGCUGGACCCCUUGGCUUGAAUGAACGAAGAAUUGUACCUGAGCCAGUGCAGUUUCCUGACAAUGAUCCACUGGGAGCAUCUGUUGCCAUGGUAACAGCAACCAACAGUAUGGAAGAAACACUUAUGCAAAUAGGUUGCUUUGGAUCGGUAGAUAAAUGUUCGUCUGGUAGAGUGACACUUGGAGAACAGGCAGCAGCCCUACACAAUCCACAUGACCGAGUUAUGGCCUUGAGGCGAGUGACUGCAGCAGCACAGGUCCUUCUAGCAAGGACCAUGGUCAUGAGAGCUCUUUCACUGCUAUCUGUCAGUGGUUCUAGUUGCAGUCUGGCAGCAGGUCUGGAGUCUUUGGGAUUGACUGAUAUCAAGACCUUGGUUCGGUUGAUGUGUCUGGCUGCAGCCAGUAGAGCAGGUCUUUCUCCGAGUCCGGGUGCAACCAGCACUUCAGAUCGUCCUCGUGGAGUUCAUAGCAAAGUUAACAAACCGAUUUCCUGCCUUGCCUACCUGAGCACUGCAGUGGGCUGUUUAGCUUCUAAUAGCCCAAGUGCUGCAAAGCUACUUGUUCAACUCUGUACACAGAACUUGAUCUCAGCAGCAACAGGUAUGAAUCUCACUACCAUAGAUGAUCCCAUCCAGAGGAAAUUUCUACCCAGUUUCCUUAGAGGUAUUGCUGAGGAAAAUAAACUUGUGACAUCUCCAAACUUUGUUGUAACCCAAGCAUUGGUAGCAUUACUUGCUGACAAGGGAGCCAAACUGAGACCAAAUUAUGACAAGACAGAGACGGAAAAAAGAGGCCCUCUGGAGCUGGCUAAUGCCUUAGCAGCUUGCUGCCUAUCAUCUAGGCUGUCUUCCCAGCACAGACAAUGGGCUGCUCAGCAGCUUGUUCGGACUCUUGCAGCACAUGAUCGUGACAACCAGAGCAAACCACAGACUUAUGCUGAUAUGUCUGGGGACCUACGGAAAUGUCCAUUCACCAAGCUUGAAGCACACCAGAAUAGGGUGAUCACAUGUCAAUGGUGCAAUAAAAAAGGUCUCCUAGCAACAAGUGGCAACGAUGGGACUGUUAGAGUGUGGAGUGUCACUAAAAAUCAUUACAUCUUACAACAAACAUGUGUCUUCAACAAAACAGAAAUUAUUUCUGAAGACCUGGGCAGUCUGGGCUCUCCUUGUGAACCAAAUUUGUGUCUCAUUUGUUGGAGUAUUAGUGGCAAAUAUAUUGCAGCAGCACUAGAAAAAGUGGUGAACAUCUGGCAAGUCACUGGAGGCAAGGGGCUUUUAGACAUACAGCCACAUUGGGUUUCUGCUCUUGCCUGGCCUGAAGAAGGUCCAAUUGCAAGCUGGGCUGGUGACACUUUAGAAGUUCUUCUUGUAGGACGAAUGGAUGGAUCUCUUGGACUCAUUGAGGUAGUGGAUUCAUCUACCAUGCACCGUCUUGAACUUGAGCACUGCUACAGAAAAGAUGUUGCAGUAACAGCCAUUGCUUGGUAUACUGAAGAUAAGCCAUUUGCAGUGGGAUAUGCAGAUGGAAAAAUACUGAUUGGCACGAAAGAGCCUCUGGAGAAGGGAACAGUUGUUAUGAUUGAUGCAUACAAGGAAAGCAUCACGUGUAUGAAAUGGGACCCUUUAGGGAUGAUGCUCAUGACUUGUGCCAAAGAAAGCAUUGUGAAACUGUGGAGUUUUAUUGCUGGAACCUGGCAAUGUCUGCAUAAACUAUCUCAUCCGGCUAUGGUGAAUCAUGUUGCCUGGUGUAGUCAACUAGGAAAAGGUUUCAAGUUGCAGCUCAUGCUGGCUAGUGGAUGUCAGAAUGGUUUGGUUUGUGUCUGGACUGUCCCGCAAGAUGUUUUCAAGGUAUCACAGUCCACUUCCAGCAGCUCUGAUGAAUGGUGGGAACAAGAAUCCAAGAAUCGAGUGAAGAGUGGAUGUAAGAAAGUUGGGGAGGCAACAUGCAUCUAUCAACUGAAGGGGCACAUCACUCCAGUGCGCACUGUAACUUUUAGCCCUGACGGACUGGUCUUAGUGUCUGGAGGACUUGGUGGACUAAUGAACAUUUGGUCACUGCGGGAUGGUAGUGUGCUACAGAGUGUAGUGACAGGAUCUGGUGCUAUUCAGAAUACAACCUGGAUUCCUGAUGUUGGCGUUGCAGCUUGUUCCAAUAGGUCAAAGGAUGUGUUGGUGGUGAACUGCCCAACUGAAUGGAUAGCUGCAAAUCAUGUUCUGGCAACAUGUAGAACUUCAUUGAAAAAACAAGGAGUUAUUGGCUUAAAUAUGGCACCAUGUAUGAGGACCUUUCUUGAAAGGCUGCCAGUGAUGUUGCAAGAGCAAUAUGCAUAUGAAAAGCCUCACGUGUUAUGUGGAGACCAACUAGUUCACAGUCCUUACAUGCAGUGUCUGGCCUCCUUGGCUGUGGGACUUCAACUAGAUCGUCUCCUGUGUAAUCCAUCUGUGCCUCCUCAUCAUACUAGUUGCCCCCCUGACCCUGUGAACUGGAACUCCUCGGAGUGGUCCUGGUUAGAAUGUUUCUCUACCACUAUUAAGGCUGCAGAAGCAUUAGCGAAAGGGGGGCCAUUCCCUGAAUGCUUCACUGUUCCAGAUCUAGAGCCUGUACCAGAAGAAGAACUAUAUCAUGUGAUGGAUAAUAGUAAAUGGUUUGCAGGAAUGGAUGAACAAAUUAUGUCCUGGGCAUCUUCACGGCCAGAGGACUGGCACCUUGGUGGAAAAUGUGAUGUCUAUCUUUGGGGAGCAGGGCGUCACGGGCAGUUGGCAGAAGCAGGAAGGAAUGUAAUGGUACCAACUGCUGCGCCUUCAUUUUCACAAGCUCAGCAGGUAAUUUGUGGGCAGAAUUGCACUUUUGUUAUCCAGGCUAAUGGAACAGUAAUGGCAUGUGGGGAAGGAAGCUAUGGUCGGCUUGGUCAAGGAAAUUCAGAUGAUCUUCAUGUAUUGACUGUCAUUUCAUCAUUACAAGGUUUUGUAGUAACGCAGCUGGUGACUUCUUGUGGAUCCGAUGGUCACUCUAUGGCUUUGACAGAAAGUGGCGAAGUCUUCAGUUGGGGUGAUGGGGAUUAUGGGAAACUGGGCCAUGGAAAUAGUGAUCGACAGCGCAGACCUCGGCAGAUUGAGGCACUUCAGGGAGAGGAGGUCGUCCAGAUGUCCUGUGGCUUCAAACAUUCAGCAGUUGUUACUGCAGAUGGAAAGUUGUUCACGUUUGGAAAUGGUGACUAUGGUCGUUUGGGACUAGGUAACACAUCCAAUAAAAAGCUGCCUGAGAGAGUGGUAGCAUUAGAAGGCUAUCAGGUUGGACAGGUUGCAUGUGGUUUAAAUCACACCUUAGCUGUCUCUACCGAUGGGAUGAUGGUUUGGGCUUUUGGUGAUGGUGAUUAUGGAAAGCUUGGUCUAGGCAAUUCAACAGCCAAAUCAUCUCCUCAGAAAGUGGAUGUUUUGUGUGGCAUAGGAAUUAAAAAGGUUGCUUGUGGCACCCAGUUUUCUGUUGCCCUGACAAAAGAUGGCCAUGUGUACACUUUUGGCCAAGAUCGCCUAAUUGGCUUGCCUGAGGGUCGUGCCCGCAAUCAUAACAGACCUCAGCCAGUGCCUGCCCUGAACGGAGUCUUUAUUGAGGACAUAGUUGUGGGUGCUGAGCACACACUGGGUCUUUCAACAUCUGGAGAUGUUUAUGGCUGGGGCAGCAACUCAGAAGGGCAGGUUGAAGGGGGACCUGAUAAAAGGUGUAUGAGAUUGAAGGGCAUGGACAGGCUGGAUCGAAAGCAGCCAAUCCUCUUUAAGGCAUCAAGACAAGGAGGAUGCAAUUUUAAAGUGAAAGGUAGGAAAAGAAUUACGCUUGCCUUUGUAUUUCAGAUGAUACCCCUUGAUUCUUUUGUGGGUCAAAGUGCUGAUGGUAAAAUGGUUCCGAUUAUCCCAGGUGGGAACAGUAUCCCACUCACCUUUUCCAAUAGGAAGGAAUAUGUGGACAGGGCAAUUGAAUAUCGGCUGCAUGAAAUUGAUCGGCAAGUAGCUGCAGUUCGAGAAGGGAUGUCUUGGAUCAUUCCAGUUCCCCUGCUUUCUCUCCUUACUGCUAAGCAGUUAGAACAAAUGGUUUGUGGACUGCCAGAAAUCUCUGUAGAUGUUCUAAAGAAGGUUGUGCGGUAUCGAGAGGUGGAUGAGCAACAUCAGUUGACACAAUGGUUCUGGCAGACACUGGAGGAAUUCUCCAAUGAAGAGCGAGUUCUUUUCAUGCGCUUUGUGUCUGGGCGAUCUCGUUUGCCAGCAAACACUGCCGAUAUCUCUCAGAGAUUUCAGAUUAUGAAAGUUGAUCGGCCUUACGACAGCUUGCCUACCUCACAAACCUGCUUCUUUCAAUUGCGUCUACCCCCAUACUCCAGUCAGGCAGUCAUGGCGGAGCGAUUGCGUUAUGCUAUCAACAACUGCAGAUCUAUAGACAUGGACAAUUACAUGCUGUCUCGCAAUGUGGACAAUGCAGAAGGCUCUGAUACUGAUUAUUAAUUGAACAAAGCUGCUGCACAAAGGGGCAAUGGUGGACAAAUCCUGUGGUAUUGCAAAUGUAAGUGACUACUGCAGCUAUAGUGAGGAACCCAGAAUAUUUUAAUUGUAUAUGAACUUGAAGAAAAAUGAAUGUGAUUAAUGUUAUUGUUUGAUUUUAAUUUCAACUAUAAGCAGGUUUAAAAAAAGUUCUCCUGGUAUUUGUUUUUGUUCAUUUUUUGCUAAGUUUGCAUGGAGAUAUUUUAAUGCAUUUUUGAGUGGUAUAGAUGACCCCCUCCCAAGUGUUGGGGGACCUUGAAAUUAGAGUUUAACAGAAAAUGUACAUUAUGUAUAAUUGUUCAUGAGGGAGAGCAAUUUUACAUAAAUGUUCUUAUAUUUAUUUUUGUUUUGAUUUGAAUUGCCUGUGCUGAGUUUCCUAUCAGAACGACAUCCAAAAAAAUAAAGCAUUAAUUCAAA
This is a messenger RNA of Rhincodon typus (whale shark), 13298 nucleotides long. It is a transcript of the gene herc1, whose product is annotated as HECT and RLD domain containing E3 ubiquitin protein ligase family member 1. The transcript has 68 exons. Bases 99 to 12845 code for a protein of 4248 amino acids. The record is from RefSeq and is a predicted model, not a curated record. Gene Ontology annotation, molecular function: ubiquitin-protein transferase activity; protein binding. Lineage: Eukaryota; Metazoa; Chordata; Chondrichthyes; Orectolobiformes; Rhincodontidae.